UGAGCAUGCUCAGUCGAGGGUUCAACUGUCGGCCUGGCUCGAGAUUAGCUUCCCUUUACCUGACAGAGGGACACUGAGACAGAGUAUCUCCUCAAGAUACCAUGGAAAAGUAUGAGAUUUUGCAAAUGCUCAGACCUGGAGCCUUAGGAGUGAACCUGGUGGUGGAGGAGAUAGAAACUGAUGCCAAGUACGUGAUAAAACAGGUGGAGUGUAUUGAUGAGCAUCAUGCCAAUGAGGCCCUGGAGGAGCUGAUGCCCCUGCUGAAGCUCCAGCACCCCAACAUCUCUCUGUACCACGAGAUGUUCAUCAUAUGGAAAAAUGAGAUCUCCUCUCUGUUCCUCUGCCUGGUGAUGGACUAUAUCCCCCAAGGAACGUUCCAGGAUAUCUUGGAGAAUAAGAGGAAGCUAAAAGAACCUAUUGACUCUGAGUGGAUAAACAACAUGCUAAGCCAGGUGUUGGAUGCCAUCGAGUACCUACAUCAUCUGAACAUCAUUCACAGGAACCUCAAGCCUUCCAACAUUGCUGUUAUCAACAACAGCUACUAUAAACUGCAGGACUUCAGCUCCCAUGCACUGAUGACCCACGAAGCCAAGUGGAAUGUCCGAGCAGAAGAAGACCCCUGCCAGAAGUCCUGGAUGGCUCCGGAAUCUCUUAAAUUCUCCUUCUCCUGCAAAUCUGACAUCUGGUGCCUGGGCUGCAUUUUUCUAGAUGUGGCCACUUGCUCCUUCUUGAACGACACAGAAGCCAUGCACCUGCGGAAGGUCAUCCGCCAUCACCCAGGCAACCUGAAGCUCAUGCUGAAGUCCAUAGAGGAGAAGCAGGUCCCCAGUGCAGAUAUGUUGUGUUCGCUUCUGUCCUCCAUGCUGCACAUCAACCCCUCCGACCGACCAGCCAUCAAGGAUGUGAUCCGAACAGCCUUCAUGAGCGCCUCCUUCAGAAACUCCUGUGUUGCUCUGAACAUGCACCGGCAGGCGGUUCCCAUUUUCAUCACCGAUGUGCUGCUAGAAGGCAACAUAGCCAACACCUUAGAUGUCAUGCAGAAUUUCUCUACCCGCCCAGAGGUCCAGCUCAGGGCCAUUAAGAAGCUUCUGACAAUGCCAGAGGAAGAGCUAGGCCUGCCAUGGCCCACAGAGCUGGUGGAGGAGUUGGUCAACAUCAUGAGGCAGCACGAGAGGAUCCUGGACAUUCUACUCAGCACCUGCUCCCUGCUACUGCGUAUUCUGGGCCAAGCACUGACACAAGACUCAGAAGCUGAGACCCCGAGGAGCAGAUCCAUCAUCUCCUUCCUGAUGAAUGCCUUACACAGCCACCCCAACUCCGAGAAGCUCGUCUCCAAGGUCUACAAUCUGCUCACCAUUAUCUCCAGCCAAGGGCUGGUGUCGGAGGAGCUGGAGGAGGAGGGGCUGUAUCAGCUUGCCCAAGAGCACCUGGACCACUUCCAGGAGGACAGGGACAUCUGCCUCGCUAUCCUGAGCCUGCUCUGGUCCCUCCUGGUGGAUGCUGCCACUGUGAACAAAGAGCCUUUGGAGAACCUUGCAGCCAUAGUCACCUGUGUGCUGGCUACUCAUCUGGAGGACGUGGAAGUCACUGAGGCUGGCUGUGGGGUGCUCUGGCUGCUGUCUUUGUUGGGCUGCACAAAGGAGAGUCACUUUGAGCAGGUGGUAGCGCUGUUCCUGAGAAGCAUCCAGCUGUUCCCUGGCAGAGUGCUGCUGGUGAACAACGUAUGCCGCGGCUUGGCCAGCCUUGCAAAGGUGUCUGAACUGGCGGCCUUCCGAGUGGUAGUACUGGAAGAGGGCAGCAGCGGCCUCUACGUCCUCCAAGAUAUCUACCAGCUCUAUGAGGAUGACCCUGAGGUGGUGGAGAACAUCUGCAUGCUGUUGGCCCACCUGGCCUCCUACAAGGAGAUCGUGCCAGAGCUGGAGUCUGGAGGCAUCAAACACCUAGUCCAGGUGAUCCGGGAGCGCUUUACCUCCAGCCUGGAGCUGAUUUCUUAUGCUGAUGUGGUACUUCAGGCACUGGAGGCAGCUGCACACCUCAGCCCCUAG
Molecule: messenger RNA, 2045 nt
Organism: Acomys russatus (golden spiny mouse)
Lineage: Eukaryota; Metazoa; Chordata; Mammalia; Rodentia; Muridae
Gene: Stkld1
Product: serine/threonine kinase like domain containing 1
Exons: 19
Coding region: 102-2045 (647 amino acids)
Biological process (GO): protein phosphorylation
Molecular function (GO): protein serine/threonine kinase activity; ATP binding
Source: RefSeq, a predicted model, not a curated record